This is a messenger RNA of Paramormyrops kingsleyae, 5443 nucleotides long. RefSeq names its product UBA domain containing 1 (gene ubac1). Gene Ontology annotation, cellular component: ubiquitin ligase complex. The record is from RefSeq and is a predicted model, not a curated record. Gene Ontology annotation, molecular function: protein binding. NCBI's taxonomy places the organism in Eukaryota, Metazoa, Chordata, Actinopteri, Osteoglossiformes, Mormyridae.
GUUUGGUUUCACUUUCAGAGGUCAGAGUUGAAAUCCCUUAACUCUCGCUAUUGAGAAGCGGGGUCUAGUGUACCCUCGGUGGGUGUGAAACAGCAGAAAGCAGGGGGGAAAUAUCCCCUUUAGCUGCCGUUAUACUUGUAUUGCUGAGUACAAAGCAGAAAAAAAUGGCUAAAGGACAGUAGCCGACAGAGACGGUCACGGUCACAUUGCCGAGCUCCGAAGGCUAUCCAGCCAGCUGAUAGCUUGUCAACCAGCUCCAGCCGAUAUGUUUGUGCAGGAGGAGAAGAUAUUCGCUGGGAAGGUGCUGAAAAUCCAUGUCUGUACCAUGGAAGGCACGGAAUGGCUGGAAGAGGUGCCAGAGGACACCACCAUCGAGAAACUCAAAGAGAAGUGCUUGAAACAUUAUGUGCACGGAAGUCUAGAGGAUCCAAAGACUGUUACACACCACAAACUCAUCCAUGCUGCUUCAGAAAGGGUCCUUACUGACACCAAAACUGUUGUGGAGGAAAAUAUCAAAGAUAAAGAUGUUCUGCUUUUGGUGAAGAAGAGGCCGCCCCCAACCCCUCCAAAGAUGACAGAGGUCUCUGCUGAUGAGAAGAAGAAGCCGGACACCAAGGCUCCGGACAAAGACGCCAUCCUGAAAGCAACGGCAGGCCUCGGAACGCUGCACACUGACCGUGCCGUUGCCUCACAUAACGUUCGAGAUUUCCAGACAGAACUUCGGAAGAUUCUUGUCUCGCUGAUUGAGGUGGCACAGAAGCUGCUGGCCUUGAAUCCGGAUGCAGUGGAGCUUUUCAAGAAGGCUAAUGCCAUGCUGGAUGAAGACGAGGAGGACAGAGUGGAUGAGACCGCGCUCCGGCAGCUGACUGAGAUGGGCUUUCCAGAGAGCCGUGCCAUCAGAGCACUGCGUCUCAACCACAUGUCUGUGACCCAGGCUAUGGAGUGGCUGAUCGAGCACAUAGAUGAGCCCACUGCUGACAGCCCCUUGCCAGGCCAGGACACCCUGGGGGCGGCAGCCGCAGCCAUGGCUGCUCCUCUCCCUUCAAUACCAGCCCCCGUGCAGUGUGGCACGGGGGAUUCCAAGCAGGACGAACUCACCGAGGUCUUCAAGAGGAUCCGCAGGAAACGGGAGUUCAGGCCCGAUGCAAGGGCGGUUGUAGCACUGAUGGAAAUGGGCUUUGAUGAGAAGGAGGUGAUUGAUGCCCUCCGUGUCAAUAACAACCAGCAGGACGCAGCGUGUGAUUGGCUGCUGGGUGACAGGAAGCCCUCCCCAGAAGACCUUGACAAGGGCAUUGACACCAACAGUCCCUUGUUCCAGGCUAUUUUGGAGAACCCUGUGGUGCAGCUAGGCCUGACUAACCCCAAGACUCUGCUUGCAUUUGAGGACAUGCUGGAAAACCCUUUGAACAGCACCCAGUGGAUGAACGACCCAGAGACUGGGCCUGUCAUGCUCCAGAUCUCCAGAAUCUUCCAGACUCUGAACCGCACGUAGGGCCCACAGGGGUGACCCAAUAGGAAAGGAAGAGUAGAGGAGUGUUAGUGCUGGCUCAUAACGGAGUAGCGUGGCUCAUGGCUUUUGCUCAUAACGGAGUAGCGGAGGUGUGUGUGUGUGGGGGGGUGUGUGCUAGCAGGUAUGUGUGUGUGUACAUGUGACUUUAAUGUCAUGUUGCCUUGUGCAGUUAACAUUAGGGGAUGCAGGAAAACAAUUACAAAUCAGUGGUCUAAAAGUUGAAAUAACUAUUUAUAACGCAGGACAACUUUUUAAACAAUGUAAACGUUAAUAUAAUUAUUGUUAGUUUUUUUACAUUUUAAGAAUGAAUUUUAAUUUAGCGUAUUUUAUUUAUUUUCUCCUUACCUAAAACAUCAGUCAUCAAGCAGAUGUUUACACUUUCAUAAGGGUCUGUUUGUUCAGCGGUGAUUAUUAUUAUUUACCGCAGUUUGUUUUUCUCACUCAUGAUUUGUUUUACCAAAAAUAAAAAUCACAGGAGCCGAGUUCUUGUGGCUUGAAGCUUUGAUUAGACGCUAAGGUACCGAACCUUCCCAGUGCAGUUUUCAGGUGAGAGGUUCGUCUGAUCACCUGCAGACAUCUGGCCAAGCCUGCAUCGUAGAACUUAUGUAAAACUUGAAUGAUGACCAGCAAUGGCCACGAACAGCCCAGGUUAGGCUACCUAUACUGGUGUGUGGUAGCAACCAUAGACAGAUCAACAGUUGAACUCUAUUUCCACGCACAGUUUAAGGAAUCUUCACUAACACAUGAAAAUGGGUCAUCAAACCACUUCCUUAACCGUCUGCUGAUCACUGGGGUUGUGGCCCCAUUUAGUUUGCAUUUAUGUUUUCUUCCCAGUUCCCUGUAAGGAUGGAAAUUGCAGUGUUGAAUAUAAAACUGCAGUCGAUUGAUCACUAUAGUAAGUGGAUGCCUUCUUCAGAUGGGUACAUGUUCACUUGGUGGCUGAAGAUGGCAUCAUCUAUAGUUGCUACGCUUAUAAAUUAAAAAUGCACCAUGGAGUCAGAGCCGUAAAAUAUGAAGAGCAGAGUGGAUAUAAUUCCUGCGAGGUGUAGGGAAUAUGGUGAAUAUGGUGGCUUUGUCUGAGCCAGCUCACUACAUAUUUAGCUCAUUGGCAAUUUAGGUACAGUGUUCAUAUCAAUAAAAUAGAGAAAACUUGUUUAAAAGAUAGGUAUUUAAAUUUCUUAACAAAAAGCUCUGGGAAACAGCCAUAGUUAUGGCAAAUGUGACCGGCUCUUACCUCACGAUCUAAGGUUUCUUAAUACAACACGUAAUAUUGGGGAGAAAAGCAGCUGGCUGAAGAGAACAAACGCAAGUGAACUGACUUUGGGUGCUGCCAUUAUUUUUGUUUUAUUUUCACAUUAGUAUUUCUGUUACAGAAUGUGCAGCAGAAUAGCCGUCCAUCUAGUGCCCCCAUAUUUGGUAUGUGAGCAGCCCAGAUGGCAAACCAAUAAACACCUUAUAGCAGAUCAGAUUCCCUCCCUGGGUCAAGCAACAUUAGGACCUUGCAGAACUUUUGAAAUUCUUUUUGGAAAUAGCUGUACUUUUACAUAAUCGUGCACAAAUAUUUGUUAGAAUUCUGCUUGCCAUGCCUUCAUUUCCUGGUUCAUUUCUGUUGACUAAUGUCUCAGAUGUUUGUAGUGGUCAAAGGAAAAUGAAGUGGUUGCUGAUAUUUGAAGCAAACAAAGAAUGUUUAGGGUAGCAGCCAAAGUCUUUAGUAUGGUUGGCUGCAAAUUUUGAUGAAAUUUGAAAUUAUUAUACUAGAGCUAGUUACCUGUCUAGAUUGGCAGUAUGGUAGAACAGUAUCAUUGGCAUCAUCAUCAUGAAUCACCACACAGUUCUAACAUUUGACAAUGCAGCGGGCCUGUCAAUAGUUUGUUACACUAAAACACCUGUCUGUAAAGUUAAAUAUCACAGUUACAAUAGUUUUCACAAAAUAAAACUUUUCCUUUGAUUUUACAAAUAUGAACCUGUCAUCAUUCACCUUCAGUUUGGUGUGUUGAUGUUCUGAAAUUCUGUAUGCCAAACCAAAAGAAGCUUUGUCUGUGGUUUUACUUCUUUACCUCCUGUCACAGUUCUGUGAGCUAAAUAUGGCGAUUUCAGUAACGGGCAUUUGAUCUUUCUUGAGUUUGUAAAGCCUAGGACCAGUGCGUUAUGCAUCUGGGACAACUAAGACAUGCUGAUCAGCACAGACCUAAUGUGGUCUACCCUGAAACAGUGCUGUGAUGCAGCUAACAGGCAAUCGCACAGAACGUUAUGACUCAAUAGGCAGAAAUUGUCCUAGGCUGUGUGGAGUUGUAAGUUGACUGUUUACUAAUGUAGUGUUUUUUCGGCAAAAUGAACCUGAGAGUGAGAUAAAAUGGUGUAUGAAAAAGGGAUAGUGAUAGAAGGAAUAAAAAGAAGUUCCUAGGGACAUCAUCCCAGUAAACCUAUCCCCACUGUCCUCCAUUUAUGGCCUCCAGGUGAGUGUUAUUAAAGGCCUGUCAGAGCAUUGGCCUUUAAUACAUGAGCACUUGUGAAUUGAACCUCUUGUGCCUCAAGUUUGAUUCAACCGUUCUCAAACUGGUCAGAGGUUUGAAAACAUUUCUUUAGCAAAUUGAUUAGUGAGUAACCACACAUUUGUUGGUUCUGUAGUGUUGCUUAACUUGGCAUGUUUUUUUAAUUAUUAUUGUUAAAGAAGGGCCCCUUAAAAGGGUUUGGCCAAGAACUUCACUUUCAAAAAUGUAUAAUUCCACCUUCUCGGGUUGAAUGGGAUGCUUCUCUGGGACUGUUCAUCUCAUAUUUGAAGCUAAACCACUGCUCAUUUUGCUUUAAAAUACACUGAAAUUGAGUUCCAGAUAGCACCUUUUAUUUUUUUUUAUCCAACUAAGAAAUGGUUUAAAGAUCACAUUCUUUGGAAAAAAAAAAAUGUGUGGGUUUCUUAAAGUGGAUAGUUCUGUUCAUGUUGCAUGCUGGAAAUGUUAUACAUUUAUGAUCGUUGAACAUUUGAAUAUACAAUUCAGAGUGAUGCUGAUCUGUGUUCAUGCAGUGAUGAAAGGUAUCUCUCAGUCCUUGGGCCAUUGAUAUCAGAGUGUUCUUUGUCCCCAAUGGUCUACAUUAUAUAAAUUGUCCCAGUACUGUACAAGUCUACAUUCUUAAACUUUUACAUACUUUAUGAGACUUAGUACUCCCAUUGUGUCUUGUGGCAUUGUACCAAGGUAGUAUUCUAUGCUCUAAUAUUCCUACAGACCUGUGGGGAAAAACAGUGUAAGAAACUGGUUUUAUUUGAAUAACUAUUAUAAGGAGUGUGGAUGGAAAAAGGAAUCCUAACUGCUUCCCAACCCUUUUCUAUUCCCAAGCCGGAAGGUGCCAGUUUCUCACCCGGUGGUUCCAUUCCAAAUGCGGAAUGGAAAUUCAUGAUUAACAUGAUUAUCAUUCAUCCUGCCUGUUUACCCAAAUUCAGCAGGUUAAAAAACGGUGACCUAUGCAAGUAAUCUUUACUCACCAGUCACAGAAAGAGCCAUGAUGCUUUCUCUGUUGUAUUCCUUGAAAUUUUGUACAAAGCCCAUGGUUUGUGGUGAGAAAAUCAAAUCAACAAUCAAGUAUAAUGGAGGAAACACUUGAAGAGCAACAAUUAAGGGCACGUGUAGUUUUGAUUUUCUGGUUUGAAAGUGUUCAUGUGUAAGCAGUGCUUUUCAGUGGCGUGUGUAGUAAUAGCAUGUGUUUCACUAUCAGGAGCAGUACAGUCAGUUGAACAGCACAGCCUAGUCCUGAUUUCAUCAUUCACCUCCGACUUGUUGGUAGCUGACAAGCAGAUUUCUACAGUCCCCAGUUUGCAGGAUUCUGUAUGUGUCUUUUAUUUUUAAUCUGAAACGGUUUGCUUCUAACCCGUGGGAUGUUGUGUGAUGACGUUUCUUGUUUGAUCACUUCCAAUAAAAGACGACAUUAUAAAUGAAAAAA